This is a messenger RNA of Sesamum indicum (sesame), 1970 nucleotides long. NCBI's taxonomy places the organism in Eukaryota, Viridiplantae, Streptophyta, Magnoliopsida, Lamiales, Pedaliaceae. The record is from RefSeq and is a predicted model, not a curated record.
AUGUCUAGUGGUACGCCGCCUCUAUCGCGUGGUCGAGGGCGUGGCCACGGUCGUGGCCUAGUACUGCCACCAGUACCGUCAGAUUUUUCUCAGGUUGGGGAAGUAUCCUCUCGACUACCCACACCACCUCAUACGCCGGCACCUUCUCCCUCCCGCAGACUCCAUAUGAUGCUGGUACAUUUGGAGCUGCAUGCACGGCUCUGGACGACACAUUACAAUAGCUUGCCACAUCGGUGGCUGCUCCACCACCACCAUCAAUCUCCCCACCAUCAUUGCGUCAGUACAUUAGUCUCGAUGGCGAUGCAAGUUUGACCGACGGUUUCACGAGCGGAUCAAUGUGGUCGUGCACGGACAUUUCUUCCACCCAUGCCUGUGUCUGAGAUGACCUACUGGUGGGACUGUGACGAUGAGUUAAUGUUCUCGGUCUUCCACAUGUGGGCUGAAAAGUACAUCAGGAAGACCUUCUCCAUCGCCCGGUCCAUCUUGGUCAGGCCCUAUGGCUGGUCAACGAGGUCUGACUCCAGUUCUAAGCGUAUAGGGCCAGCAAGGACUUCUAGCAGGAGUCCUCAAAGAAUAAGGCGAAUCGGGUGGCGAACUCGACUGUUUAUCGGGGGGAGGGGGCUUCGUCAGUCGGCAAGCACAAAAAGAAGUCGGAGACGGAGCUCGGUCGACCACCCCAAGCAGAUGGAAUUAUUUGAGCGCUGCUACAAGAAGAAAGAGAAUGACAGCUGGAGCGGGCCGAUGGUGGUGGAGGUGGCGACGUUCCAAAAGAUGCUGGAGGAUCGUCAGCCCCAGCUCAUGGCCGACGACCUCAGUGCCCUCGCAAAGUCCGAGGUUUCGAUGGCGAUGACAGAGCAACAGAUGUGGCUGGCUACAAUCGAGGGCAAGAACAAGGGUCGAGUAUUUGGUCUUGGUUCUGAGGCCCACGUCUCCAGCCGCACAUUCACAUCGCCAUCACCACUGCACUUUCAAACCCAGCCAUGGAGGACCGCAUCGACUGUCUCGAGAUGAUAAUGGCUGAUAUGAUGGACAUGAUGCGGGAUAUGCAGGUCUCUUCAUCGACACGAUGUGGGAGAUGCGGGCAUCUUUUUAUAAAUUUUCGUGGAUAGCAUGUGGUUCAUGCUAGUUUAUCUAUGAAGGGAAGUAAGUUUGAAAAAGAAACGGAAUAAAUAUAAAAGAUUUUAGUGAGAAAAUUUUGAUACUGAAACUUGAUUAUCAAAAUGAGCUCCUACCCAAUAUAUAACCUUUGACUUCUCAAAAGAAUGAUGAAGAUUAAGCUUAAUGGAACAUUUAGGAACUCUAAAACACUCUUUUAAAAAUAUUUUUGAAUGCUAUAAAUACUCCAAAACAGAAAAAGCUUUAUUGGAACGGCUAACAUUUGUCCCAAUAUUUCUUUCGAAUUGGGACAAUUUUGGGACAACUUAGGACGAAACGUCUUGCUCUAGCACUCUUCUGCCCGUGAACCAUUCCAGCUACCGUCGGCUUUCUUUUUGUAGCAGGCAGCAAAAACCUCCAUUCACUGAGGUGGACGGCCGAGCUGAGCCUCCUGCAGAGAUAUUUAAAAUAUCAGAAAUUUAUAAAUAUUUAUUGUUGAAAAUAAUUGAACUGAAAUAGAUCAAAUUUACUUACUAAUUUCUCUUGCGGGUUCGAGGUAUUGACAUCAGAUGUCGCUCACCCAUAGAUCAAAGACCACAGAGCAUCAACAUCAGUGCCACCUCGCCGCUAGAACCUCCCGCCUCAACACAGCUUCAGGAAAUCAAACUUAUAUUGGGCAUGCUCUUUGACAAGAUGGGGAUCCCGAUGUUGUGCCCUGAUCAGCCACCAGCUGCUGAUGUCCCAGCUGAGGAGUCCACGCAACAGCAGGACAAAGAAGCUGCAGACCCUCAACCAACCGACCAGCAUUCGCCCUAGUUGUUAGAUUAGGGUUUAAAUUUUAAUACUUUUGUUUUGAAAUUCAAAUUGUGAACUAU